Molecule: messenger RNA, 2757 nt
Organism: Micromonas commoda
Lineage: Eukaryota; Viridiplantae; Chlorophyta; Mamiellophyceae; Mamiellales; Mamiellaceae
Exons: 1
Coding region: 1-2757 (918 amino acids)
Biological process (GO): L-homoserine biosynthetic process; aspartate family amino acid biosynthetic process
Molecular function (GO): homoserine dehydrogenase activity; NADP binding; aspartate kinase activity
Source: RefSeq, a predicted model, not a curated record
AUGGCCUCCUCCGUCGCUCAGCUUCGGGCGGUGCUCGCCCAGCGCCGAUCCGACUUUGCGCGCCGCGAUCCCCCCAGGGUCGCGAAGGUUGUCAAGCCCGCCCGCGUCCGCGCCGCGCCCGCGCGAGCCGCCGUCGCCGAGCCCGCCUCCGCGCCCGGCGGCGUGAGCGGCGUCGAGCGCGGAUCCGGCCACGAGGUGCACAAGUUCGGCGGAACCUGCGUCGGCUCCUUCGAGCGCAUCUCCGGCGUGUGCGAUCUCCUCAUCGAGUCCGCCAAGUCCGGCGUGAAGACCUUCGGCGUCGUCUCCGCCAUGGGCGUCGCCACCAAAGGCGAGCCCAAGGUGACCGACUGCCUCAUCAACGCCACCGACAUGGCCGCCGCGCGCAACCCCGCGUACGAGGAGGAACUCGUCAAGCUCGAGCACAAGCACCGAUCCACCGCCGAGGCGCUCCUCACCAUCCCCGAGGAGCUCACCAAGUACAUGGACAACUUCAUGGCGGAGCUCGAGGACCUCAGAGCCAUGCUCCGCGCCAUGUCCAUCGCGGGAACCUCCACCCAGGCCUUUGCCGACUUCGUCGUGGGCCACGGCGAGCUCUGGACCGCGCGCCUGUGCGCCGCCGUGAUCCGCUGCAAGGGCUUCGACGCGGAGUGGAUCGACGCGCGCGACGUUCUCGUCGUCACCGACGCCGAAGACGGCGGCGUGGACGUGGACUACGAGCGAUCGAACGCCAACCUCGACAAGCUGUUCGACGCGAGGGGCCACGGCGUGGCGGGUUCCAACCGAGUGCUGAUCGCGACGGGGUUCAUCGCGAGAACCCCCGAGGGGGUUCCCACGACGCUGAAGCGCAACGGCUCCGACUACUCCGCCACGAUCUUCGGCGCCAUGCUCAUCGCCAAGACGAUCACGAUCUGGACCGACGUCGACGGCGUCUUCUCCGCGGAUCCCCGCAAGGUGAAGGAGGCGGUGUGCCUCGAGUCGCUUUCGUACAACGAGGCGUGGGAGCUGUCCUAUUUCGGCGCAAACGUCCUGCACCCGCGGACCACGUUACCGGCGAUGCGGUACCACAUCCCCGUGGUGCUGAGGAACUACUUCAACCAGGCGGCGCCCGGCACCUCCAUCUGCGACCAGUGCGAGGUUGAGACGGGCGGCGUGAUGAACCCCAUCGACGUCAACAGCGACCGGGUCAACUUCAUCAAGGGGCUCGCGACGAUCGAGGACGUCACCAUCAUCAACGUCGAGGGCACCGGCAUGGUCGGCGUGCCGGGCACCGCCAACGCGGUGUUUCAGACGGUGAAGGAGGCUGGAUGCAACGUCGUCAUGAUCUCGCAGGCGUCCUCCGAGCACUCCAUCUGCUUCGCCGUGCGCUCCCACGAAGCCGCCGCCGCCGUCAAGGCGCUCAACAAGCGCUUCGAGAAGGCCAUCGCGGCGGGCCGAAUCAAGGCGGUCGAGGCCGUCGACGAGUGUGCCAUCCUCGCGGCGGUCGGCCAGAACAUGUGCCAGACCCCGGGCGUCUCCGCCAUGCUCUUCGAGGCGCUCGCCAACGCCAACGUCAACGUCGUCGCCAUCGCCCAGGGUGCGUCCGAGUACAACAUCACCUGCGUCGUGUCCAAGAAGGACAUCGCCAAGGCCUUACGCGCCGUGCACGGCAGGUUCUACCUCUCCAAGACGGUCAUGUCCGUCGGCAUCGUCGGUCCCGGCCUCGUGGGCAAGACUUUGCUCAGGCAGAUGAAGGAACAGCUGGCGGCGCUCAAGACGGAUUACAACGUCGACCUCCGCGUCGUUGCCGUGGCGGGGCAGUCCAAGAUGCUCCUCACCGGCGAGUCCGAGGUGGCGCUCGACCUCGACACGUGGGAAGAUUCCUACGCCAAGGGCCAGGCGGUGGACAUGGAGGCGUUCAUCCAGUGCGUAACCGACUCGGGCGCGCCCAACGCCGUCAUCAUCGACUGCAGCGCCUCUGAGGAUGUCGCGCUGCACUACAAGGAUUGGCUGCAGCGCGGUAUCAACGUCGUCACCCCCAACAAGAAGGCCAACUCCGGCCCUCUCCCUUACUACAAGGAGCUGCGCAACAUCCAGAGGAACUCUUACACGCACUACUUCUACGAGGGCACCGUCGGCGCGGGUCUUCCCAUCAUCUCCACCCUGAACAACCUCCGCGAUUCGGGCGACCGCAUCAACAAGAUCGAGGGCAUCUUCAGCGGAACGCUCUCCUACAUCUUCAACACCUACGGCGCCGACGACAAGUUCAGCGCGAUCGUGAAGACCGCCAAGGAGCUCGGGUACACCGAGCCGGACCCGAGGGACGACCUCAGCGGCACCGACGUCGCGAGGAAGGUUGUCAUCCUCGCCCGCGAGUGCGGCAUCGACAUCGAGCUCGAGGACGUCCCGGUGGAGUCGCUCGUGCCCGAGGCUCUUCGCUCGGUGGCGUCCGCGGAGGAGUUCAUGGAGAAGCUGCCGGAGUACGACGACGAGAUGGCCGCCAAGUGCGCCGAGGCUGCCGCCGCCGGCGAGAAGCUCCGCUACGUCGGCGUCGUCGACGUCGAGAACAAGACGGGCUCCGUCGAGCUUCGCCGGUACUCGGGGGACCACCCGUUCGGCCAGCUCAGCGGCAGCGACAACAUCAUCUCGUUCGAGACGAAGCGCUACGUGGGACCGUCCACGCUGGUGGUGCGGGGCCCGGGCGCCGGUGCGGAGGUGACCGCGGGUGGCGUGUUCGGAGACGUGCUCCGCGUCGCGCAGUACCUCGGAGCCCCCUCGUGA